ACUUGACUGCAAUAUAACCGGGGAUGAACGACCCACUUUAUUCUUAAAAGAAAACCUACUAAGCUAGAUGGUUAAAACUUUUACGUAGAUUGUUUUCGAUAUAAAAAAAAAUCAAAUUUAAUCCUAGUUGAUCAUUGGAGAUGACUCCUUUAGGAACUGUACUUCUCAUUGCGGGUUUUUCAAAAGUCUUGUGUAUUUGUGAUCGCAACAACGGUCCAGUCGGCGAACCAGAAUGUGUUCGAUUGAACGGUUACAUUGGGAAGCAAUGGGCAACUUGUUUAACAGAUGAUUAUAUACAGUCUAAUUCAUUUGGAACCAUAAAGUGUGAGGAUAGAGAGACCAAAUAUUGUUAUUACCAGUGUAUGGUGGAGUUGCACGGAAUGAAUGAUGGAAUAGUUAGGCAGGACUGUAGCUGUAAUGAGUUUACCCAGCACAACAUCUCGAUACAAACUGAUUUGCCUUCCUGGUGUCUGAGUCCAUCCCUUGAUGAUUGUAGAUGGAUUAGGGAAUGUCUACAGAAACGUUACAGAUGCACUGGAUAUUUAGGGAAAUCAGAUGCAAUGGAAUUUACACAAAAGGUAUGCCAAGCAUAUUCAUUCCACUACCAACGGUUCUCACUGGAAGGGGGGAAAUGGUUGAAUGGCGUUAGAAAAUGUCUACAAUCAAAACUUGUUCCAUUUCUUCGACCAUGGAUGAAAUCAACAUGCAACACGAUAACCUUACGAGCGCUGAGGUCUCAGUAUCAAUGCCUUAACGUUCCUGGCAUAGGACUGCCAUCGAUAUGCAAUAUAACCAGUGAAGAUCGGUGGUCUUUGUUUUGGACUCUACACGAAAUAAUUGAAGACAAUGCAAUAAAUCACUACAGUUUAUUUAAUUUGUUAACUGCAAUUUUAUCUUGUGAAAAGCAUAUGUACAAACCGGAUACAUUAGAACUUAUGAAAUAUCAGGUCAACCAAAAACGAUUUCUUUCCGACAAGUUUGAACCAACAGUAUCUGAUAAAUACGAUAUUUCAAAAAAAGUAACGAAAUUUAUUUCUGGGGAAAUGAAAUGGCAGGAGACUGGGAUAUCUUGUUAUGCCUUUGUUGAAGGGCUUCCGGUUCAAACGAUGACGAACAAUGUGAUAUGGAACGUCAGUAUAAUAAUAACUUCAAAAUCUAAAUAUGACUUAAAUGACAAAAAAUCUGUUCCCCAAAACAUAUCAGAUGAGGUAAGACAAAUUUUAGAGCGCAUUCAGAGGAAAGAUAUACCAAACACUACCAAUAGACUGACAUUUGAGUAUUUCUAUGUCUGCGAGUCAUUUAACUGUUCGCAACCGUUGAAAAGUGAACAGAUUUAUAACCAGAAGACAUCUGCAGAAUCAAUAGCGACAGCAGUUACCUACCUGGCUUAUGUUGGAGGCAUUGUAAUCCUGAUCAUUAUUGCUGGAGUUGCAAUCAAGAGGUUUAAAAAAAAUAGACUUUCACAGAAUCGAAAUCAAACAAACUUCAUUGUAAUUACAAGAGUAAAAAUUUGACAUUCAGUAAUAUUGUGUAGAUGUUUCCAUAGCUACAAUAUACCGUAUAUAGGUUAGUUUCGCGGGUGUAACAUUACUCGAUUUUCAUUGAACAAGGUAUACGAAAUAUUUUGGCGGAUUAAAACUUUUGUAUGUACACCUUUAAUUUAACGGAAUUUAUUUUGGCGAUUUUGUUCUAUCCGCGAAAAUAAGCGAAAAUUUGCAACUAGCGAAAAUAACCCGCUAUACAGUAUUCCAUGAAAACUUUCAGGAUUAUUGGUUAUGGGGAACGAGGAAUUGACCGCUUUGUAAAAUAUUGAGAGAGCUGUCCUUGUGAUGAAAACGUUCCCUUUUUCACAUAUGUUAAGGCUAAAAAAUACGCUAUUUAUUUAAGCAAAUUUAUUAUUAAUUUUUUUUCGCGAACUUAUUCCAUCUUCGUUUCUAAAUGAAAUUUUAAAUAUUCCCUUUAUAUGAUAAUUAACAAGUAUAAGGCAGACACACUUAAAGUGUAAAGCGGAAUGUUUCAAAUAAUAUCUGGUGAUGUAAGUUUUAUAUAGACAUUUAUUUUUCUUUUCGUUUGAGAUUUCUUCAUAUUUCUGUUGCGAACUAUUUCGGUUUUCGGACUUUAUAUACUGUUUUACGCACCCUUUUCAUUUCAUCGAGAUUUCACACACCAAACUUGUUCGACAACUUUACAGGAGGUACUGUUUGGAGUGUACCUCCUGUCAUAGUAGUUUUUGUUGUUUCUUUAUAUAGAAUGACAAAUAAUUUAUGUUCGGACGAGCAUAGCGAGGUAGAACAUAAGGCAUUUCUAUAACAACCAUAGUGAAAUCAUUGCUUUAAGGAAGUCAUGACUUUGCUAAUGUAAGGUCACACAAUUGUAUCAUAUAGGACGAUCCAACAUAAUGUAAAGGCUUUUCUUAUCAUUCAAAUAAAGACAUAUGUCCUCGUUA
Molecule: messenger RNA, 2446 nt
Organism: Mytilus trossulus (common blue mussel)
Lineage: Eukaryota; Metazoa; Mollusca; Bivalvia; Mytilida; Mytilidae
Exons: 3
Coding region: 141-1514 (457 amino acids)
Source: RefSeq, a predicted model, not a curated record